UAGGAGAGCAGGAGAGAGAGUGCCUGCUUGAUCCCAGGACUCUGUUUACUUUCUCCUCUUUGCUAAAGACAGCCGGUUAACUGCAACCACUGAGCACGCAGGCCCACCAGGGGAAAUGCUCCUUCCAAGACCUUAACUUUUAGAAACGUUUGCUCCCAUCGUUAGUGUGGACGAUGCUCUUGCAGGAUGCCUUUCCUUUUGGGUCUUAGACAGGAUAAGGAAACCUGUGUGGGUACCAACAAUCAAAGCUACAUCUGUGAUACAGGACACUGCUGCGGACAGUCUCAGUGCUGCAACUACUAUUAUGAGCUCUGGUAUCUCAGGAGCCAUGCCAUGGGAUGGUCUCACCAGACUCUACCUGUUACAUUUGUACUUUUGGGAAGAUUUCUUCUUCUCAAGGUUCCCAAGGCUUUUCUCUGUGGGUUCUCCAGACCUGCCAAUGGAGGGUUCUGGCUGGUGUGGACUAUCAUCAUCAUCCUGAGCUGCUGCUGUGUCUGCCACCACCGCCGAGCCAAGCACCGGCUUCAGGCUCAGCAGCGGCAACAUGAAAUCAACCUGAUUGCCUACCGGGAAGCCCACAAUUACUCAGCGCUGCCAUUUUAUUUCAGGUUUUUGCCAAACUAUUUACUACCUCCUUAUGAGGAAGUGGUGAACAGACCUCCAACUCCUCCCCCACCAUACAGUGCCUUUCAGCUCCAACAGCAGCAGCAGCAGCAGCAGCAGCAGCUGCCUGCCCAGUGUGGCCCUGCAGGCGGCAGCACCCCUGGCACCCAUCCCACCAGGGACUCCCAGGGGGCCCAGAGCAGCCCCUUGUCUGGGCCCAGCAGAAGCAGCACAAGACCCCCCAGCAUCGCUGACCCUGAGCCCUCCGAUGUGCCUGCUGACCUGGCAGCCACCAAAGCCCGUGGAAUGGAGCGCAGUGGCUCUGUGGCCGGCCUGGGGGAGCUGGAGCCCGGGGCCUUCCUGAACAAGGAUUCUGAAUGUAAGGAGGAGCUGCUGAGAGAUGACAGCUCCGAGCUGGGCAGUGUCCUCCCUGACAGCAAAGACAAGACACCUGGCAGACAUCGCCGCUUCACAGGAGACUCGGGCAUUGAGGUGUGUGUGUGCAACCGGGGCCACCACGACAGUGACCUUAAAGAGUUCAGUGCGCUCAUCGAUGAUGCUCUGGAUGGACCCCUGGAUUUCUGUGACAGCUGCCACAUGCGGACCCCUGGCGAUGAGGAGGAAGGGCUCUGUCAGCCCUCACAGGAGCAAGACCGAGAGCCUGGCCACCCCCACUUACCACGGCCACCCGCGUGCCUGCUGCUGAACACCAUAAAUGAGCAGGACUCCCCAAACUCCCAGAGCAGCAGCUCCCCCAGCUAGAGCAGGCCUUGCCUAUAUCCAAGAACUUGGCAAAGCAUCCAGGGUAGGAGAGAACCACGAGAGAAGCAUUAAAUGACUUUCAGAGAAAGUGGUAUAGCCACUUUGAUCUUUUUUGUUUGUUUUUUUUUUGUUGUUAUUCCUCCUCUCCUGCAUCUCUAGGUAGAUUUUCAUGGGUGGUUGCCUUUCCACACACAGAAGCAGUGUAAUGGAGAGCUGAGAAGUUGGUUCUGUGACUCAUUCCUCAUAAUCCCAUGCCAUCCCCUUCCCUCUCGUGUUAUUUCUCGCUCCCCUCUUGGGGCAGCGAGGUGUGUGAUUUAGGAGUCCUCAAGGAAGGGACUGAGAUGUGUUCUGAGAUGACUCUUGGUGAUGUAGUAGACUCAUGCUUUGGUGUUAGUUUCAGAGAACCUUGGUGUGUCUCAGUCCAGGUGAAGAAGGAAGCCCGCUGGGGCCCAGGGAUUGGCACCCCUUGAUGCCAUGUGUACAGUGCAUUGACUGGGCUAAUCCUGUGGAGGCUGAGAACCAGUGGGCAGUGGUGUGUAGGUGGGCAGCGGGCUUACUGCUCUAUGUCCAGUGACAAGAUUGAUGCACCACUGUGCUUUUUGAGCUGCCCCUUCCAGCAGGUUCUGGUUGACUGCAGACCAUUGAGUUGUGGAAGAUUAUACUUCCUUUUAUGUUUUUCUUUUUUAAACAAAGUGAGCUGAAAACAAGAACUUUGCCAGUGGGCAUGCAAGAAUUCUGUGCUGGAAAAGGGAAGUCUGUGGCCCUUUCCCAGGUUGGCCUUCAAGAUCUGGCUGCACUUGCUCCAGAAUGAGAGGUUUUAUGUGCAGGCUGUCACUGGAAGUUCUGUGGGUGCGUAGGAGGCCCUCUGCCACGGCGCUGGGUAGAGUUGCAGCUUUCUUCAUCUCUGCCCCUUGGUCUGUGCCCACAGUCUACCAGUCCCUCCCCCACCCAAGGACACUGUCUGCUGGCUUUUGUGUCUCCGUGUUCUAAAGGAACAAACAGGAGGCCAUGGGUCCUGAGAAAGUACAGCCCUGGAGCCUGCUCUCACACAGUAUUUUCUUGGAGUCUGAAUAAGUCAUUUUGUUUUGUUUAAACUGACCACUUGGAAAAGUUGCCUGGGUUAUCUGUGGUUUUCAUGCCCUUUUUCUGCAUCCCUUUGCUUUGAGUGGGGCCUCUAAUUUUCAUAGCCCAUGUAAAGAGUCUGAGUGGCUCAGGUAGGAGAGUGAAGGCUGCCAUCCAGAAGGACCUUGCAAUCCUUAGGUCUGUAGUUCGACUUUAAGAACGAGUUGAGCUUUGAUAGGAAUUAUCUCAAUGGAGGAAACCAACAGUGAAAUUAACAUUCCCUAUCCAGCCCUAUUCAGUGAAGUUUGGUUCUUCCUCCAUUUUUAUCGAUGAUAUUCAGACUAGGCAUUGAUGUUAUGAUAAUAGAAAAACCAAACCAAAUAUAUAUAUAUAUACACACAUAUAUAGAACACACACACACAUAGAUACAUAUAGGUGCUAUCUAUGUGUGUAUGUAUACACACACACACACACACAAAUAGACAAGCUUUGAGGGGAAGGGAAUGAGUGCCUGUUUGGAAUCCAUAAAACCAAAAUCCAUGUCGAACAAAGUGAAGUCCAUAUACAAUGACUUAUGGGCAGCCUGCGCGUGUGUGUCCAUUGUGUGUGAGCCCCUGCCCUGUUUUCCUGUGAAUAUACUUUGAAUGGCAGUUAUUCUGCUCUGCCUACCACUUGUUGGAGCAAAUAUGGCCCUCUCAAGGUAAUUUAUUUUACACAUUUACUGUUUACUGAACAAAUGUCUGACUGUGUGCUGAGGUGUAUUCAGCAGUAGCGUGGACGGCCGUCCCGUUUUUGUCAGAUACUGUGCUCCAAGUAGAGGUUUUACUCUACCCAUCACUGCAAUUUGCACAUUGCUCCGUGGACUCUCGGAGGCCUGUGUUCUGUUCUCUGUAAAUGGAAACGUGCUCUGAACCUGUCUGCCUCCCUCAGCUGUUUCCAGCCUGGGUUUCAUUCCCCGGGGGUGUCUGUAACCUCUCGGUCAGAAUGUGAAGAUGGAAUUCAGACAGAAGAUUGGAUCUUCAGUGAUAAGUUUGAGCUGUGGCUCAGGUGUUGGCCCUGUCCAGAAUCUCCAGACAGCUUUGGGAAACAACAGAGCCACAGGGCCUAACUCCCUCCCACCGAUUGUAAGCAGACUGGUAUGUGGGGAGACUGGGCGGGAGUGAGCCAGCGGCCCCUCGGAUGCCUUUCCUUCCACCUAUGAAAUAAAUAUCCCAACAGCUCACUGAAGUGUCUGUCUCAAAGGAGAUCAAGAUUUACCAACAGGAAUCCUUCUUCAGUUAACUGGCAAAUGGAUGAACUCUGGCCCUCUCAUCUGCCCCUCCCCAUUCAAAUGGGAACAGGUCUAUGUUAACCAUUGACUUCCCUCUAGCAUCCCACCUAAAGGCUGAGCGAGGAGAAUGUGGCUAGUGGAGCUGGACUGGAUUCCGAGGUCACUGUCAGGCCCCUUCCAAAUGGGGCUCCCCUGUGCAGAGAAGAUGGAAACAGGAAGCAAAGAACUAAUUAGGGAUUGGGGAGAUGUGACUGAAUCUGGUGUUUUAGGUGAAUGCGAAGGAAGGGGUUGGUAGAGGAUGCGGUGCUACCGUGGGAAGAUUUAUUUGCAAGUGGUAACACAUUCCUGUGAGGCAUAUCAUUUGUCAGUUAUUGUGAAUAUGUGUAUUUUAAGCAAUAAGAUUCAGCUGGUCAGAUUUUCUGGGCAGUCUUGGUGACGCAUUUCCUGUGCUGUGAUUGUUCUGAAGACAAGUGGCUCUAACCACUGUGAGAAGCCUAAAUAAAAUAAAUCCCCAACAUCCUACUGCUGCAGUUUGUUCUCUUUUCCUCUCCUUGGACGCUGGGGAGUCGUGCCUCGAGAUUCAGAACCGCAAGUACUUUCCUUUCUCCACACAGAGCCUGAGAGACAUCCCAGGGCAGCUGA
Molecule: messenger RNA, 4339 nt
Organism: Talpa occidentalis (Iberian mole)
Lineage: Eukaryota; Metazoa; Chordata; Mammalia; Eulipotyphla; Talpidae
Gene: WBP1L
Product: WW domain binding protein 1 like
Exons: 5
Coding region: 187-1365 (392 amino acids)
Source: RefSeq, a predicted model, not a curated record